AUGUUGUGUGAGAUCUUCUGCCGCCAGGGUGCAAGACUGCAGAACCUGUCAUCCCCAACCUGUCGCGAGGGGAACUCGGAGUUCCUGGGCGUCCCCUGCCUCGCGGGAUCCGAUCCACCCUGGUCCGACUUCACCGUCACCCUCAGGGUUAGUGGCCGUUGGAUGACACUUGGGGAGGAUGCAUGGAUGAUCGAGCUGUGUGAGGGCAGCUACUGCGCACCGUUGGACCUCGGGAGGCUCUGUGGCGGCUCGGGUUCGGCAGAGGUGGACAUAGGGUGGCCCCUGCGGCUGUGCGAGGGCUGCCGCAGGCCGCGCGAGUGCCUGUCGGCGAGCUGCUCGCUGGCCCUGCCGAGCGCCGCCUGCGGUGACGGCAUCGCCCCGACCGCUGCGCCGCGCAGAGGUGCGCGGCUGCGGGCGAGGACGGCCCUUGCCGACAGGCGUGCGCCCAGCUCCCGCGCCUCGCAGGGAUCCUCGCGUCCGGCGCGGCGGCCGGCGGCGCGGCGCUGCUGCUCGUCGUGGCCUCCCUGCUCGCAGGCUGGUGCCGGCACGCUGGCUGCGCGGCCUCCCUCGCGAACUUGGGGGCCGCCGGCGCCGCGCCGCUGUGCCUCUCCCUGCUUGCCUCCUCCGGGCUGGACGAGAUGGUCGCGGCAGCGGCCGCGGCGCGGGUCGCCUCCACGUGGGAGCUGCGCCCCGGCGCGCUCGAGGCCUCAGGGGCCUCUGGCGCUUUCCUGCUGGGGUCCCUUGCCGCCCUGGCGGCUUCGAAGAGCCGCCGCGCGCUGCUCUACCGGCCCCUCACGGAGGCGGGCUGCGCCGCGCGGGACGACGAG
This is a messenger RNA of Prorocentrum cordatum, 827 nucleotides long. NCBI's taxonomy places the organism in Eukaryota, Dinophyceae, Prorocentrales, Prorocentraceae. The record is from the annotation of a GenBank genome assembly.